AUAAAAGAGCUCUAUUUCUUUUGUGACAAGAUUCUUGGUCUCAUACUCGAACCCUAAACAAUAAAUCUGCCGCAUUCACAAACACCUUAGAUUUGUUGCAUUAAUUAUAUAAAUAAUUUAUAUGUAUCGUUAUCGUGAGUAGUCUUUUUGAGAAAAUCCAUGAUUUUGAUUUUUUAAUUAUUUUUGAUAUUUUAUAAGAGUGAGCACACAAAAAUGAAAGUAUAAUAAAAUUUUAUAAUAAUAACGUAGUUCUUGGAAUUUAAAAAAGGAUAGGUGAGAUGUAUAAUUAAAUGUGUGAUCAAUAUAAAAAGAAUCUUUUACAAGUUGGAAAAGUAUAUAACAAGUGUUGCAAAUGGCAAUAGUAAAACAUGGAAUACUCAGACACACACACACACACUAUAUUAUACAUAUACGUGUAUAAAUGUUAUACAAUAGUGAAAGCCUCUUUAAUCCAGUGAUUUAACUAAAUGUUCAUUAAUGCUUUUACACCAGCAGAUACAAGGUUUCGGAGAAAACGAUUUAUUAAAUAAUUAUAAAGAGGUUACGGAAAAAAAGCUUACAAAACAUCUUUAACAUGGUGCAAGUAAACUCAGUCAGGCGAUCAGAUAGCAUUAUCGAUUGUCGAAUCGUCUAUGUAAUAUUUUUAUAAUUAUAAUAUCUUAAUAAAUCACUGUUGAAAAAUGUUAUACAAUAACAAGAAGAAAGUAAGAGAGAGAAGGGAAACCAUAACAAAAAGUAACAGUAAAGACCAAGACUAAUAAAAACAACAUGCCAAAUAGUGUCUUCGUGGAACCAAAAUUGCACGCAGCAGAACCGUAAAACAAAAUUUGAUACGUAGCAUUUAUUAGGGCGAGAUUGUUUAUUGAAGUAUACUAGUGCUCGUUAAUCAUUUGAUCGUUUAUAGUAUUAAGAUUAUAAUUAUUUAAAGUGAAAUAAAAUUAUAUCCCUAAACCCGCGACAAUAUUAUCUCAUUUCUCCUCCUAUCCCAACCAUCUACGAUUUGUAUUCCUUGGACAGAUCUGAUUUCUUCGGCAAAUUAAAAAUAUUUUUUGUAUGGUUACUUAAUUAAAAGAAUAUUUUAUGUAAGGAGAAAAAAAGAAAGAAGAAACUAUAAGAUAAUGGUAAAAGGACAAUAAGGUCACAUGAACUGAACCAGAUGAUUCAAGGGUCCCUCUAAAUUGGUUCUCUCUUGCCCAUAUCUCCAGCAUGCUCAUCAUAAUUCUCUCCUUUUUCUCUCAUUCUUCUAAGUCUAGAAAAAUCUUAACAAGACCUUUUUUUUUUUCUUUCAUCUACAGCUAUAAGCUAUUGCAUAAAACAGUGAGAAAUAGCGAAGAAAGAGAGAGGGAGAGAGAGAUGGUGAUGAUGAUCAGUGAAGUUAGGCAAAACCAAAAUUCUAUUUAUGUAUAAUUAGGUCAAUCACAUCACCAAUUUAACCUUUUCCUCCUCCAAUUCUUCUCCUCUUCUUCCAAAAUUAGGGUUUUUUUUUCUUCUUUUCUCAAUUCCUGAGACACCCAUCGGAUUUCUCAUCAGAAAUGCUGUGAAAUCAUCCACUUGAAGUCAAGACCAUAAUCUUGGCCACACCAUAAAGAGAUCUGAGUUCUAUAUAAGAUGAUGACAAAUUUGUCUCUUGCAAGAGAAGGAGAAGAAGAAGAAGAAGAGGCAGGAGCAAAGAAGCCCACAGAAGAAGUGGAGAGAGAGCACAUGUUCGACAAAGUGGUGACUCCAAGUGACGUCGGGAAACUAAACCGACUCGUGAUCCCAAAGCAACACGCGGAGAGAUACUUCCCUUUAGAUUCAUCCACAAACGAGAAGGGUUUGAUUCUAAACUUCGAAGAUCUCACGGGAAAGUCAUGGAGGUUCCGUUACUCUUACUGGAACAGCAGUCAGAGCUAUGUCAUGACUAAAGGUUGGAGCCGUUUCGUUAAAGACAAGAAGCUAGACGCUGGAGAUAUUGUCUCUUUCCUGAGAUGUGUCGGAGACACAGGAAGGGACAGCCGCUUGUUUAUCGAUUGGAGGAGACGACCUAAAGUCCCUGACUACACGACAUCGACUUCUCACUUUCCUGCCGGAGCUAUGUUCCCUAGGUUUUACAGUUUUCAGACAGCAACUACUUCCACAAGUUACAAUCCCUAUAAUCAUCAGCAGCCACGUCAUCAUCACAGUGGUUACUGUUAUCCUCAAAUCCCGAGAGAAUUUGGAUAUGGGUAUGUCGUUAGGUCAGUAGAUCAGAGGGCGGUGGUGGCUGAUCCGUUAGUGAUCGAAUCUGUGCCGGUGAUGAUGCACGGAGGAGCUCGAGUGAACCAGGCGGCUGUUGGAACGGCCGGGAAAAGGCUGAGGCUUUUUGGAGUCGAUAUGGAAUGUGGCGAGAGUGGAGUAACAAACAGUACGGAGGAAGAAUCUUCAUCUUCCGGUGGGAGUUUGCCACGUGGCGGUGCUUCUCCGUCUUCCUCUAUGUUUCAGCUGAGGCUUGGAAACAGCAGUGAAGAUGAUCACUUAUUUAAGAAAGGAAAGUCUUCAUUGCCUUUUAAUUUGGAUCAAUAAUGAUGAUGAGAUGAGAUGAGUUGGUAUUUUAAACACACACAUAAUUCUACUUAUGUGACAACAUAUUGCUUCGAUUUCAUUAUGAAGUUAUUGAGAAGUGAUAUAACACGUUUCGAUGAUAUGCAUUUAUAGUCCGUUAUACUAAUAGAUAAAUUUUAUGGAUUCGAAUAGUCUUUUGUCGAGUGUUCUUGAAAAUGUUUAUUCUUGUAUAUAGAUGAAGUACCUUAAGGAUUUGCAAAUCUUUAUUUAUUUUCGAUUCUCUCAA
Messenger RNA from Brassica rapa (field mustard), 2806 nucleotides. RefSeq names its product B3 domain-containing transcription factor NGA1. The record is from RefSeq and is a predicted model, not a curated record. Gene Ontology annotation, molecular function: DNA-binding transcription factor activity; DNA binding. Lineage: Eukaryota; Viridiplantae; Streptophyta; Magnoliopsida; Brassicales; Brassicaceae.